AUGAUAUGUGAAACGGAGAUUCUGGACAAGUUGGCACAAGAAAUAUUUACUGUGAAAGCCUACCCUGACAAACAUGAGUUCGAGUCUGUUGCUGCUGAACUUGUCAACAAACAUCCCUGCCUCAAAGAGCCUGGUGGUGGUACUGGAUAUGCGGGAUGGACAACCAGCAUAAAGUACAAGAUUGGGAACUACAGAUCAAAACCACGUCAAGCUGGAUGUAAUGAGGUUGGUGUCAACAGGAGAACAAGAAGAGAGGUGGUGGAUGAUCAUGGUGUCAACAGGCGAAGAAGAGAUGAUGAUGGGGAUGGUGGUCCGGAGGGAAGGUUUUCUUUGAAAAAACCAAAGCGAGGUGAGGUCAACCAUGUACCAGAUCAUCCUGAAAGCUACACUGAGGAGGACUUGGAAGACCUGAGGUCUUCCCUGGUUGAAGCCAUGAAGAAGAAAAACAAGGACAUGGAGUUCAUCAGCCAGAAGAUGGACAUCACAUUCUCCUUUAGGAGAAUGGAGAUUGUAGAGAUGGAACCCAUGGUCUCAGAGGUUCUGGAGAGGUGGUCCGGUCUAUUUCUUGAAGAACAGAUUUGUCAAGAGUUCACUCGUGUGACCACCAAGGACCUGAUGGGAACAUUUAAAACUGCCCUUGAGAUGUUCACCCCUCGUCUGCUGAAAUUAUAUCGUGCCAGGAAGGGCGCCUUUAGUUGAGAGAUGGAAACCCUUUUGGAAAUGCUUGACAAACAGACAUCUGACAUCACAAGUCAUCGCAGACAGGCAGCUGUGGAAGGUCUUCCCAUAUUUCUGCGGGAGAAUACUGAGAAGCUUUUCUCUAGAUGCUUGGCAACUGAUUUAGAUGACGAGCAGACGAAAGGCAUCAAGAUGGGUGUCCUCACAGUGCUUGAUGAUGAUGACGCAGUCAUUAAUAUUGCCCUCGUGUUGGAGGAAACCAUUGUCCUGAAAGAUAUCCCAGACACCCCGACUGCGCUUGCGUAUCUUUUUGGCCUGCUUUAUGCCCUCAACAUGGAGUUCCCAAAAGACAUCAGGUAUACCUUUGAAACUAUCCAGCACAUUUUCAUGGAAAUGUCCACCAAUUGCUCACAGCGUGUCCGGAGCUUCAAGACCAAGCUGUUAAACCAGUGAUUCAUUUUCCAUGGGGAAGAUUUCUUUUAUCAUGUCUGUUCAUUUAUUAUGUUUGGAUAUUCUUCACAUAGACCACCGUAUAAUUUUUAUGUUCCUUUUGAUUUCCCCAACUUAUUGACAUGUGCCUUAUUUGCUCUGGACACAAGAGCUUUAUUUUGACGAAAAACAAAUCUUUUAUUUGUAGCUGUCAUAACUGUCAACAGACUUCAAUAUUGAUUGUUCAGUAGAAGUUGUGUUUCACCAUUACUGUUGAAGCCUGCAUGUUUGCAUGUUUGGCUUUGUUUAAAGUGUGGUUCAGAUAAUAUGCCAUUUUCAGCUGUGGAUUUACACACUUGUGAAUACUUAGGCACUUAACCAUUUACCUGUCAUCUUUGGCAAUAUUGCAUUAUUUGUAAGGUCUCAACAGGAGUCGGAAAGUAAAAAAAACAAAAACUGCCCAUAUACUGAAACCUGAUUUGCUUUGGGCAUAAGAUUACUUGUUUACAUUGUGGAAUUGUAAAGCUGUUUCUGCCAAAGUGGUUCAAAUAAACAUGCAUAAAUUAA
Messenger RNA from Alosa alosa (allis shad), 1674 nucleotides. RefSeq lists its product as uncharacterized. The coding region runs from base 1 to 699 and encodes 232 amino acids. The record is from RefSeq and is a predicted model, not a curated record. The transcript has 5 exons. Lineage: Eukaryota; Metazoa; Chordata; Actinopteri; Clupeiformes; Clupeidae.